UCUCGUCAUGCGAUAAGAGUGUYCCACUUGGUAUGGAAAGCAAAGCYAUUCCUGAUAGUAAGAUCACUGCCUCGUCAGCAUGGCCGGGAUAUGAAGCAAGAUAUGCAAGGUUGAACAUUGCRGGUGGCUGGGGUCCAAAGMAAGASAGCGAYRRMGAAUGGCUCCAAGUUGACCUCAGUAAUGCGCACUUGGUAACAGGCAUAGCAACACAAGGAUCAGGWAAMUCAAMCCAAUGGAUGACAAGUUAUACUAUUCAAUACAGCGUGGAUGGUAGCAGUUUUACCGAUUAUCAGUCAGGCAAAGUCAUGACGGGAAACAACGAUAGWAAUACUGUGGUAAAGCAUGAUUUCAAGACCCCCCUUGUUGCCCGGUAUAUUCGAGUCAAUCCUAAAGGUUGGUACAGUUGGGCGGUCGCCCGAUUGGAGCUUUACGGAUGCAAAAAAGCGUGACGUGCAACAUGGAAAAUCGCACUAUGGCAGGCAAUAACAGAGUAAAUAGAUUAAUGCCAUUGUAACGCAUCAUAAAACUAAAUAUCCUGGUUACUACACUGAAUAAAAUGGGACUAGUAUAACAAAAUUGUGUUGGGUAAAUCCAU
Exaiptasia diaphana is the source of this 595-nucleotide messenger RNA. Its product is annotated as lactadherin. The record is from RefSeq and is a predicted model, not a curated record. Lineage: Eukaryota; Metazoa; Cnidaria; Anthozoa; Actiniaria; Aiptasiidae.